Messenger RNA from Hordeum vulgare subsp. vulgare (domesticated barley), 1202 nucleotides. Its product is annotated as ras-related protein RABA2a-like. NCBI's taxonomy places the organism in Eukaryota, Viridiplantae, Streptophyta, Magnoliopsida, Poales, Poaceae. Gene Ontology annotation, cellular component: endosome. The transcript is spliced from 2 exons. Gene Ontology annotation, molecular function: GTP binding; GTPase activity. The record is from RefSeq and is a predicted model, not a curated record. Bases 244 to 912 code for a protein of 222 amino acids.
AAAAAUCAAGUCUUUCCCCCGGCCCUCCUUCCCAGACCAUCGCCCCUACGAGCAAGCAGCCAAAGCAGAGCAAGAAGCCGCAGCCAGCCAGUCAGUCUCCUCCUCGGGCGGGAGGAAGCAGAGAGAGAGAGACAGCGACCGGGCGAGAGGCGGCGGAGGCUCCGAGGAAUCGGCCGGCAGCGUUGGCCCGGGAAAGGGACCGGAGGAGGUUGGUUGAUUGUUGGAGGGAGGGGAGGGGAGGGGAUGGCGGCGCGGCGGGCGGCGGCGUGGGAGCAGGGCGGCGACGAGUACGACUACCUGUUCAAGGUGGUGCUGAUCGGCGACUCCGGCGUGGGCAAGUCCAACCUCCUCUCCCGCUUCACCAAGAACACCUUCUCCCUCGACUCCAAGUCCACCAUCGGCGUCGAGUUCGCCACCCGCACCACCCAGGUGGAAGGGAAGACCAUCAAGGCACAGAUAUGGGACACGGCGGGGCAGGAGCGGUACCGGGCGAUCACGAGCGCCUACUACCGCGGCGCCGUGGGGGCGCUGCUGGUCUACGACGUCACCAAGGCUGCCACCUUCGAGAACGUGAAGCGGUGGCUCAAGGAGCUCCGCGACCACGCCGACUCCAACAUCGUCAUCAUGCUCAUCGGCAACAAGACCGACCUCAGGCACCUCCGCUCCGUCGCCACGGACAAGGCGGCAGGCUUCGCCGAGUGGGAAGGCCUGUCCUUCAUCGAGACCUCCGCGCUCGACGCCACCAAUGUCGACAAGGCUUUCCAGACCGUCCUCGCCGAGAUCCACCGGGUCAUCAGCAAGAAGGCGCUGACAACGGAGGAUUCGGGUGCCGGUGUCGUCGGAGAGGGGCAGUCGAUCCUGGUGUCGGGCGGAGAACCCACCAGCGUUUCAUCGAGAUGCUGCUCUUUCUAGUGGGGGUCGCCGAUGUCACCAUGUCAACCAUUUCAGUUGGAUUGCUUAAAAUGUGAUGUCCUGCGACAAAAAUAAAUUCAGAAGUUCUUUUUUCGUAACGUAGCAUGGCUGACUGAUUGAGAAGUUGAAGCUCUAAGAUGCACGAUACUUGUGUUAUAUGCCUAGGUCUAGGUGGUGCAGUUGCUGUUGUCCCAGUACCAGAAUUAUGUGCACAUUCUAUGUUCUCGCAUAGUACGUAAUUGACAAUGGCUCUCUGUGAAGUUAUAAUGUGAAGUCUGAAUAGUCUGUCA